AUGUUCGCCGCCGAGACAGGCGGCGAGGAAAUCGGCUCCGCGGACCAUCUUCUCGAGUCUCUUGGAUACACGCCCGAGCUGAUCCGUAGCCGCUCCACCCUGCAAGUCGCCUUCAUGUCCUUCGUUCUGGCCUCAAUUCCCUACGGUCUCUCCACCACUUUUACCUAUCCCGUCACCAGCGGUGGUGCCGCCAAUAUCAUCUGGGGCUGGGUUGGCGUCUCGUUAAUCGUCCUUUGCGUUGCCGCCUCAUUAGGAGAAAUCACGAGUGUCUAUCCGACCGCUGGCGGCGUUUACUACCAGACAUUCAUGCUUUCGCCUGUCAAGUGGCGCCGUCUCUCGAGUUGGGUGUGUGGAUGGCUGUACGUCGUCGGGAACAUCACCAUCACUUUGGCCGUCAACUUUGGAUCCGCACUUUUCUUGAUCGGCUGUAUCAACGUCUUCAAGGACAAGGAUGGCAACGACAUUUUUGAGGGCAAUGCCUGGCAGGUUUUCCUCAUCUUCCUGGCCAUCACGCUCCUGUGCAACGCUGUGUCGUCGCUGGGAAACAAAUGGCUGACGACCCUUGAUACUUCGGCCAUCUACUGGACCAUUUUCGGUGUCAUUGCCUUGGACGUGGUCAUUCUCGUUCGCGCCAAGGGUGGUCGCCAUACCGCCGAGUACGUCUUUACCGAUUUCGAGCCGAUUUCCGGUUGGCCCAAGGGAUGGUCUUUCUGUAUCGGUCUGCUUCAAGCAGCCUACGGAACCUCCUCGACCGGCAUGAUCAUUUCUAUGUGUGAAGAAGUCCAGGCUCCCGCCACGCAGGUUCCCAAGGCCAUGGUUGCCACGAUCGUUAUCAACCUCUUCGCCGGUCUUGCCAUGCUCAUUCCCCUCGUCUUCGUCCUGCCCGACCUUACGGAGCUUGCCUCAUCCGCUCAGCCCGUCCCGGUGAUUGUUCUGCGAGCUGUCGGUCACUCGGGAGGUGCAUUCGCCUUGCUCAUCCCUUUGAUCGCGCUGGCCCUCCUUUGCGGUAUUGGCUGCACCACGGCAGCUUCGCGAUGCACGUGGGCCUUUGCUCGCGACGGUGCGAUUCCCGGCUCCAAGUGGUGGAAGGUUGUUAACCGGAAGAUGGACGUGCCCUUCAACGCCAUGAUGCUGUCGAUGGUGGUGCAGAUCGCGCUUGGACUCAUCUACUUCGGCUCGUAUGCCGCUUACAGUGCCUUCUCGGGCGUUGGUGUCAUCUGCCUUACCGCCUCGUAUGCGUGCCCCAUCGCCGUAAGCUUGGCAAGAGGCCGCCACGAGGUCAGUGCAGGCAAGUUCCGCCUCGGCAAACUUGGCGUUUUUUGCAACGUUGUUGCGCUGUGCUGGUCGCUGCUCGCGAUUCCGCUUUUCUGCAUGCCGACGACGAUCCCCGUGGACCCGGAGUCCAUGAACUACGCCGCUGCUGUGUUCGUCGCUUUUGUGCUGCUCUCGCUUGGCUGGUACAUUGCAUGGGGGCACCGCAACUACGUCGGCCCGCCCCAGUGA
This is a messenger RNA of Aplosporella prunicola CBS 121167, 1503 nucleotides long. RefSeq lists its product as uncharacterized. The record is from RefSeq and is a predicted model, not a curated record. The coding region runs from base 1 to 1503 and encodes 500 amino acids. NCBI's taxonomy places the organism in Eukaryota, Fungi, Ascomycota, Dothideomycetes, Botryosphaeriales, Aplosporellaceae. The transcript is spliced from 5 exons. Gene Ontology annotation, molecular function: transmembrane transporter activity. Gene Ontology annotation, cellular component: membrane. Gene Ontology annotation, biological process: amino acid transport; transmembrane transport.